AUUUUCUUUUAUUAAUUAAAUGUCAUUUGGAAUUAAAUCAGGUAUAUUAUUUAUUCAUUCGUAGUGAUUAAUUAUUGUAUUUUAUUUAUUUAGAUAGGUGAUAGUUUACUGGUGAUACGAUUUGACAUUUAUAUCGAAUAUUUUUAAACAUAAAAUGGAAUAAAAUCAUUCCCAAAUGAAAUUGCUGACUGAUAUUGACGUUGGCGGACACACAAUCACCAAGACUGAUAAUAGUAACUGGAAACUGAAUUUAACAAUUAAUAGUAAGGAGUUAGGUGGUAGUGGUGAUACGGGGCAGUGCACUAAUGUGAGCUGGGCGAAUCAUUUACUAGAGACUUUAGUGCGAAAUAGCACGGGGAGCCCAAAAGCUUUAUCCGAAAUGCCAUCGGCCACGAGUAGUGGGAGUCAUAUACCCAGUAAUGAAGAUUGUGGCAUCAGAGACGUUUGGUGUCACAAUCUUGAAGAAGAAUUUCGAACGAUACGACAAGUUGUUCAAAAAUACAAUUAUGUCGCAAUGGAUACAGAAUUUCCUGGAGUUGUUGCUCGACCGAUUGGUGAAUUUAGAAGUACAGCAGACUAUCAAUAUCAGUUGCUUAGGUGCAAUGUUGAUUUGUUAAGAAUAAUACAAUUAGGCCUUACGUUUCUGGACGAAAAUGGCAAAACACCUGGAGGAUCAUAUACAACUUGGCAAUUUAAUUUUAAAUUCAAUUUAUCAGAGGAUAUGUAUGCACAAGACAGUAUAGAUUUAUUACAAAAUUCUGGCAUACAAUUUAAAAAACAUGAAGAAGAAGGUAUUGAUCCACUUGAAUUUGCAGAAUUAUUAAUGACAUCUGGUGUUGUGCUUAUGGACAAUAUUAAAUGGUUGUCAUUUCAUUCUGGAUACGAUUUUGGUUAUCUUAUUAAAUUGCUAACAGAUCAAAAUUUACCGCAUGAAGAAAGUGAAUUUUUCGAAUUAUUGCGAUUAUAUUUUCCAACUAUAUAUGAUGUUAAAUAUUUGAUGAAAUCGUGUAAGAAUUUAAAAGGUGGUUUACAAGAAGUGGCUGAUCAGUUAGAUUUAGCUCGAGUUGGACCCCAACAUCAAGCAGGCUCUGAUUCACUUCUUACUGGCAUGGCAUUUUUCAAAAUGAAAGAGAUGUUCUUUGAAGAUAACAUUGAUGAUUCAAAGUACCGUGGUCAUUUAUAUGGCUUAGGAACUUCAUUUAUUAUGAAUGGAAACUUUCAUGAUAAUGGAGAUAAUAGUAGUUCGUCUUGAAUUUGUAAUUUAAAAAACAAUAAAUAUUGUAUACGUUUUAUUAUUUA
This is a messenger RNA of Chrysoperla carnea, 1299 nucleotides long. RefSeq names its product CCR4-NOT transcription complex subunit 7 (gene Pop2). The record is from RefSeq and is a predicted model, not a curated record. Gene Ontology annotation, molecular function: poly(A)-specific ribonuclease activity; nucleic acid binding. Lineage: Eukaryota; Metazoa; Arthropoda; Insecta; Neuroptera; Chrysopidae. Gene Ontology annotation, cellular component: P-body; CCR4-NOT core complex; CCR4-NOT complex. The transcript is spliced from 6 exons. Bases 176 to 1252 code for a protein of 358 amino acids.